AUCUCUACAGAAUCACUCAUCUUCGUCUUCCCCCGAAUCUAGCUCCUUCUCUCUCUCUCUCUCUCGACCUGUGGCUUGCGGCGAUGGCAACGAAUCAAGCGAGCCUUCUUCUUCAGAAACAACUCAAAGAUCUGUGUAAGAAGCCUGUCGAUGGUUUCUCAGCUGGCCUCGUCGAUGAGAAGAACGUUUUCCAAUGGAGCGUCUCAAUUAUGGGUCCGCCUGAUACUUUGUAUGAAGGUGGUUUCUUUAAUGCAAUUAUGACGUUCCCAGAUAACUAUCCAGUUAGUCCACCAACUGUGACGUUCACCUCAGAGAUGUGGCAUCCUAAUGUUUAUUCUGAUGGGAAAGUUUGCAUUUCUAUUCUUCAUCCUCCUGGUGAUGAUCCUAAUGGGUAUGAGCUUGCCUCAGAACGUUGGACCCCUGUCCAUACGGUAGAAAGCAUUGUGCUGAGUAUCAUAUCGAUGCUCUCGGGUCCCAACGAUGAGUCACCAGCGAAUGUGGAAGCUGCUAAGGAAUGGAGAGACAACAGAGCAGAGUUUAGGAAGAAAGUGAGUCGCUGCGUCAGAAGAUCUCAAGAGAUGCUAUGAACAUGUCUCCUGCAAUGUUCGUGUUGUAGAAAUUUCUAUUCUAAUCUUUAUGAGAGAGCGCAAGCAGAACCAUGUUGAAGCAAGCAGCAGAUGAAAUCUGACUGUCUCAAAACUCAAAAGCUCCUCUUUUUCUUAAUUCAUUUUAUUUUCUUUUGGUUUUGGGUCGUCUUUAAGGUUUGGAAUAUUGUGGUGGAAUCAAUCCACUCCAUAUUUUAGGAUUAUAUCAUAACAAUCGUUAAUGGAUUUUUUCACAUUCCCCUUUUAAUUGUUCAUUU
Messenger RNA from Capsella rubella, 862 nucleotides. RefSeq names its product ubiquitin-conjugating enzyme E2 14. Bases 84 to 587 code for a protein of 167 amino acids. Gene Ontology annotation, molecular function: ubiquitin conjugating enzyme activity. NCBI's taxonomy places the organism in Eukaryota, Viridiplantae, Streptophyta, Magnoliopsida, Brassicales, Brassicaceae. The record is from RefSeq and is a predicted model, not a curated record. The transcript is spliced from 5 exons. Gene Ontology annotation, biological process: protein polyubiquitination; ubiquitin-dependent protein catabolic process.